CUUAACACAAAAUUCUUCUCUUCCAACUAAAACCCAUAUCUGAUUACUCCCAGGGAGAUCACACAUUUACAUAUACAUACUCACAUCCAAUUUUUCUCAUUAGUUUUAGUUCAUCUUCCUGUUUGAGCAGAGCACCUUAGCUUUAUCCUUUGCCGGAAAAUCAGUCAUGGGAAACGGGGUCGGCAAGCUGACCAUCUGUUUCACCGGAACCGACAUCGUCCAACGGCGGAAAGACUUGGCCUUUGUUAUCUCUGACCCACUAGAAGAUCUUGGUCACUCUUUUUGCUAUGUAAGACCUGAUCAAUCUUGCAUCUCCUCCUCCAAGGUCCAUUCCGCUGAAGAAACGACAACGUUCCGGUCAAUCUCAGGCGCCUCUGUCUCCGCCAACACAUCCACGCCCCUAUCUACCUCUUUCCUCGAUGUAUACUCUUACAACACCAGUGAUAAGGCUUCCGCCUUCGAAAGCUCCACAUCCUUUGCAUCAAUUCCUCUCCAACCUUUGCCUAGAAGUUCAAUAAAUUCGGGUCCUUUACCGUUUGGUCCGGGUGCGUAUUCGGGUCCUAUGGACCGAGGGUUUGUUUCUGGCCCGAUUGAGCGGGGAUUUCAAUCGGGUCCCCUUUUUUCUGGUCCUCUCGAGAAGGGUAAUCUCGAUCAGUUCCAACGAAGCUAUUCCCAUGGGGGUUUUGGUUUCAAACGCAGAUCGAGAAAAGGGAAUUUGAUUCGGGCAAUCCAGAAGGCGAUUUCAUUGACGUUUACAACCCGUGGGCAAAACUCGACUGUCGCUCCGAUCACUAAAAACCUGGGUCAUUUGAAGGAUCAUGAUUGGAAUGUUGGGUCUGCAGAGAAAAAUAACGAAAUGACUAUCAGCAGUAUUAAUUUAAGCAGCGAAGGUAGUAUUUUGGACGACGAUGAUUGUUUGAAUCAGAGCCAGAAUCUCCAGUGGGCGCAAGGCAAAGCAGGAGAAGAUCGAGUGCACGUCGUCGUGUCGGAGGAACAUGGGUGGGUUUUUGUUGGGAUUUAUGAUGGAUUUAAUGGUCCUGAUGCCCCUGAUUUUCUGUUAUCGAAUAUGUAUGCAGCUGUUCAUAAAGAACUCAAAGGAUUGUUAUGGGAUGAUCAAACAGAUGCAUCGAAUUCAACUUCUUCGGGGCAAUCCUUAGAUGCAGUCGACUCUCAUAAUAAUUCUCAACCUCAAAAAAAUUCGUCACCAAGAUAUGUUCAUCAGCAGGAGAGUUACCCAUGUGCAACUGAAGAUCUCGAGACAAAUUCACGAAAAAAGAGGAGCAAGAUUAGAAAUCGUGGGGCGGCUAAGAAAUGGGAGGAGAAUCAGAGGCGGUGGAAGUGUGAAUUUGACCGGGAGAGAUUAGAACUUGAUCGAAGAUUACGAGAACACAUGAAUUCAAACGGCUCAAAUUCCAUUAACCAUUCAGACGUUUUGAAAGCUUUAUCUCAAGGCCUAAAGAAAACAGAGGAGGCGUAUUUAGAUAUUGCAGACCAAAUGCUUGAUGAAAAUCCUGAACUAGCUUUAAUGGGCUCUUGUGUUCUUGUCAUGCUAAUGAAAGGAGAAGAUGUUUACGUGAUGAAUGUUGGUGAUAGUCGUGCAGUUUUAGCUCAGAAAUCCGAGCCAGAUAUCUGGAGACAAGAUCUAGAAAAAAUAAAUGAAGAAACAUGGUAUGAUCUUGAAGUUUUUGAUGCUGAUAUUGCCACUACAGAUCCAAGUUUAACUGCUUGUCAACUUAGCAUGGAUCAUAGUACUUCCAUUGAAGAGGAAGUAAAAAGAAUAAAGAGUGAACACCCUGAGGAUGCAUGUGCAGUGAUGAAUGACCGAGUCAAAGGCUCACUAAAGGUCACUCGAGCUUUUGGUGCUGGUUUUCUUAAACAGCCUAAAUGGAAUAAUGCAUUACUAGAAAUGUUUAGAAUCGAUUAUGUGGGAAACGCUCCAUACAUAAAUUGUCUCCCUUAUCUUCACCAUCACAAAUUAGGGCCAAGAGAUAGAUUCUUGAUAUUAUCCUCGGAUGGGCUUUAUCAAUAUUUCACAAACGAGGAAGCUGUGUCUGAAGUCGAGCUUUUCAUUCAAUGGUCACCCGAAGGUGACCCCGCCCAACAUUUGGUAGAAGAAGUUUUGCUACGUGCCGCCAAGAAAGCCGGUUUGGAUUUUCAUGAAUUGUUGGAAAUACCACAAGGGGAUAGAAGGCGUUACCAUGAUGAUGUUUCGAUUAUUGUGAUUUCACUUGAAGGAAGGAUAUGGAGAUCUUGCGUGUAAUCUUCGCAUAUUGUAAACAUAGAAAUUAAGAAAUAAAUUGGUUACGUUGAAAAAUAGGUAGAUACGGACAAUUUUUCGAUCUGUCUUUUUGGUGGUGAAAAUUUGUAAAGAUGUAAAAACUUUGGGCCAUGUUAAUUAAUAUGAAACUGUGAUGUACCACAAUUGCAAAUAUUGUAAUAAAUGAGGGGUUAAGUGAAAAUACAAGAG
Lactuca virosa is the source of this 2467-nucleotide messenger RNA. The record is from the annotation of a GenBank genome assembly. NCBI's taxonomy places the organism in Eukaryota, Viridiplantae, Streptophyta, Magnoliopsida, Asterales, Asteraceae.